AUGCCGAUUAUAAUUAAAGAUUACACAUGGACUCAAACAGCUCAAUCCUUAAGUAUAAAGAUUCCUUUAAAUUCAGGAAACAAAAAUAAUAUUGACUUAUUUACAACUGAUUCGUAUAUAAAAAUAAAUUACGCUCCGUUCCUGUUCGAAAUGUUCUUGCUGCAUGAUGUGGACAACGAUAAAAGCAAAUGCACGAUACUUGAUGACUUGAUUGUACUCGAUAUGAUUAAAAGACAAGAACAUGACUGGGAAUGCCUGGAAAAAUGUUUAAGCAAAGAAGAAAAAAAAGAAUUAAGACAGAAAAUAUACAAAAAAUCCCAAGAAGAAGCGAAGGAGCGAGCUGAACAAAGAUCUAUAAAAAAGAGUCAAUUAGACAGGUUUACCGUACAACGGGCAAUGGAUAUAGAUUCUAAACAACAUUCAUUGAUGGAUUCCCGAAGAGAUGCUGAACGUAACAAAGCAAUGAAUGAGUUGGAACAGUGGCGCGAAACACUGCCUAAUGAGAGAAAUAAUGACUCUUACAAUAAUAGUCACAGUAUUGAAAAACAUUACGGUAAUACAAACAUUAAUAAAAUAAAAUUCAAUGAGUACAAUGCAUCUAAAAUUAUUGAAUUAACAUCCUCUGACGAGGAAAAUGACGAAGGACUUUCAAAAAAAAAUUCGCAACAAAUAAAAAAUCUGCCGAUAGCCUCUAAAAUUGUCAAACAACCUAUAAAAUCUGAAUAUGUUGAAAAGAAAAAACUAGAAGCAGCUACGCGAGUCUUGCCUAAGCCAAGAGAAACUAGACAACUUGAGAUCAAACAUACUCCGAGAUCAUUUCCAACGCCUAGCAGAGAAUCAACAGUGAAAGAGGAGGAAGCCUGGUUAAAAAAUGUCACACAAGCUAGAAGAGCCACUGGUUUCGUAUCUGAGGAUCUCCGUCCCGAGGAACAAGAUCCUCAGUGGUGUAAAGAGAAAGGCGAUGAAUUCUUUCGCAGUGGAAAUUUUUUGGGAGCCAUAAGCGCCUACACGCAUGGUAUGGCACUGUCCGAUAAGUUGCCAAGUCUAUAUUCCAAUAGGGCAGCAACGCAUUUUCCUCUUGGAAAUUUUAAUAAAUGUGUAAACGAUUGCUCCACUGCUCUGGAUUUAAUGAAACCGCCUUGCGAAGGUAACCGCCGGAGUCGCGCUAAAUGUAUAGCACGGCGCGCUGCCGCCCUCGCUCGCCUGGGUUUCUUGAGCAAAGCCAUCGACGAGAUGAAAGCAGCGUCAAAGUUGUUACCGGAUGAUGAAAAAAUCAAAAAAGACAUUUAUGACAUGGAAAGAGCUUGGGAGCAAAAUCCUGAUUCAGAUUGA
Molecule: messenger RNA, 1332 nt
Organism: Parnassius apollo (apollo)
Lineage: Eukaryota; Metazoa; Arthropoda; Insecta; Lepidoptera; Papilionidae
Source: the annotation of a GenBank genome assembly